Colletotrichum scovillei is the source of this 753-nucleotide messenger RNA. RefSeq lists its product as uncharacterized. The transcript has a single exon. The coding region runs from base 268 to 753 and encodes 161 amino acids. The record is from RefSeq and is a predicted model, not a curated record. NCBI's taxonomy places the organism in Eukaryota, Fungi, Ascomycota, Sordariomycetes, Glomerellales, Glomerellaceae.
CCUCUACCCGGUUCUUCUGUUAAAAUCUUAUAAAAGGAGACAACUUCUUUCUUCAACUCUCUUCUUCAGACUUCUAUAUUUCAUCACAGAAUCCUAGAUUACACCUUGGCUGACAAAAACCAGACAUCAACUUGAGCCCCUUUCUCGGCAAUACCAAAAACACAAAGGAGCAUCGCGCACCCUCAAAAGCCUACAAAUACCACAAAUCAAUCAUUCCAAGCUACCAUCUAGACACCACAAUACCCCAAAAUCCUUCUAUCACACACCAUGGCUGCUUCCCUGACCAUUCUGGAAGUCGAUCACGCUAUGGCGGAUCUUGACCAAACUGAGAUCUGCCAGCUCAAGGAUGCUCUGGACCGAGCUGAAGAUAUUAUCAAUUGCCUUGAGGAGCUAAAAGAUGUCGACCAGACGCAAAUAGUCCAGCUACAGGCCCAUAUCGACGAGCUGGGGAAGACGAUCGAGGGUUUACAAGAGGAGAACAGUCGUCUCAAGGAGCAGAACCAGGAAAUUCUCGGCAAUACCCAAGAGCCCUGCCAGCCGGUUCAGGGGUCUUCUUCCCAUCAUCGAUUCGACAUCAGCCGUACGGCUAUUUUGGCCGUGGCCUCAGAGUCCGCCUCAGCACCCUCUGACGAGGAUGUCGCUGUCGAUAUGGAAAACUUGAAUAUGGACGACGCCGUUAAGGACGGCUACCUCUCUGUUUCUGACAGCGGAUUCGAGGAUGUUAGCUCCGAGACCGGUUCCGAUUCUAUUUGA